Symbiodinium pilosum is the source of this 3063-nucleotide messenger RNA. The record is from the annotation of a GenBank genome assembly. Lineage: Eukaryota; Dinophyceae; Suessiales; Symbiodiniaceae.
AUGGCAUCGUGCAAUGUUGAAGCUCGGGAGAAGAGCGUACUCACAUUGAUAUAUCCCAGAAGACCUUCGCAGAGGCUGGUGCUGCUGGGCCUUAAGAAGCGGGGCUUUGGGCAAGGCAAGCUAAAUGGCUUUGGGGGCAAGCUGGAGGCUGGGGAAAGCCUUGAAGCAAGUGCCAUCAGGGAGCUGCAAGAAGAAUGCGGGCUGAUGGCAGAUCAGAGCAGCCUUCACUGGCGGGGAUGCUUGACGUACAUCUAUGAUACGAAGCCCAAGGCUAUGGAAGUAAAUGUCUUUGACUUGGACUUGUGGAAAGGUGAGCCAGAGGAGACGGAGGAGAUGAAGCCUGCAUGGUACGCACAUCAGGAAAUACCGCUUGAUAACAUGUGGGCUGAUGAUGCCUAUUGGCUUCUGCAGUACUUGGAUGGGCAAAUGGCCACACCAUUUCUUGGCCGAUUCCGUUUCAAAGGCCACGAGGGCCCCGACAGCUGGAAUGUGUUGGAGCACUUCGUGGCGCCUCUGGCGCCAGCUUCAGUUCCAAGAUUCGGCCAGGGUGAGGCUGGAGCAGCUCUCCUUGUCUCAACAGUGAGCUUCAUUGACGCCCCUAGCGCUCGUCCACUGGAGUCCUUCAUCCGCUACCACUUGCGGAAAGGUUUUGCCCGGGUCAUGAUCUUUGUGGACAGCCCAGCUGACACAGCAGUCCUCGAUGUGAUCCGGCGUUUCCCAGCCUCGCGUGUUUUGCAUCAUGUGCGUGGGGAAGAGCUGCUGCAAGCUCAGCGAGAGAAUUGCGCGUCAUUCAACAAGCUCGCCAGCUUCGUGGACAAGGAAGUGUCCGCACGCCAACUUCUGGACUUUGAAUUUGCUUCCACAUUGGCUCCAAGUUUGGGUUGCCGCUGGAUUCUGUGUUUAGAUUCUGAUGAGCUUUUUUACACCGACGAAGAUUCCAUAGUUCCUCACUUUGAAGCCUUGGAGUUGAAUGGCAUCGACCAGAUGUCGUAUUUGAAUCACGAGGCUGUGCCAGAGAAGCCGGAGACGCCUGAUUAUUUUGCAACGGUAUCUUUGUUCAAGCAGCACCAGUUCUCUGUGCCCCUUACAGCCAAAGCUCGAAGUGGUCUCAGGUUUUGGAUGGAGCGCUCCAGGCAUGGGCAGUACUUCCUCUUUUAUGACAAUGGCAAGAGCGCAUGCAGAACAGGAUUAGGAGUUACAAUACCAAAAAAUCAGCACCUCUGGCAACUGCCAAUCGGCUCAAAGUCGUGUACAGCUCUGGCAGAUCCCCGUCGCAUGGAUGUGGAAGGUUUCAGGGAAUGCAAGUACCCUUGUAUCCUCCACUUUCCUGUUUGUGGGAUUGAGUGGCUCAAAGCCAAGUACAGAACUUUGGGCAAUUUUCCUGACAAAUGGUUGGGAAACAUGCCGCUAAACGAAUCCUUUCACAAGGAUGCCAGGGAAGAGCACAAGUCCGGCGGCGAUGCCUUGCAGACUUUGUUUACAGAACAGGUCAUGCUGGACUCGAGCCAAGCGGAUGUACAAGUCGCUUGUGGUACCUGCGUAAGACUCACAGGCCACUUGACCGUUCUGGAUUCUAUUCCGACUGGCAAGGCCUUGCCCAAAGCAGGUGAACAGAAGUCUUCAGUGACUUAUGCCGUAGCCGAAGGCGAAACAAUGAAGGGAGUUGAGCGAGGGCGGAUGUCCAGCCAUCUAUCUGCAGAGCCAUUGGAGCCAUUGAUCUUGGACCUGGUGAAGCAGAAUGCCACUCCAGAGCUAAAAUCAAUCGCUGAGGAGAUGCUCAAGAUGGUUGACAAGGAGAUGAAAGAUGAGGUGAGGAAGAGCUUUCAGGCGGCCCAGAGCCAGAUCGAUACCUUUGUCAAAGCCUUCGAUGCCUGCAGCGAUGAUGCUACGGUGGCAGGAGCCAGUCACCUAAAGACUUUCGACGCGGAGAAGGUCCUCCAUGCAUCUUGCCGUCAGGAGGAGGCUACCGCCUACACCAUCAAUGAGGCCUGCAAAAAGGAGUUGUCAACUGCUGGCAAUGAGCAGAAAACGGAAUGCGAUGCUGUGACGUCUUUGGAACGUCAGUCUAGUAGUUUGCCCACGUCGUGCGCGGUCAGUGGCGAUGAGGGCUAUGAAGGACAACUGAAGCGAAUGCAGAGUCUCAUUCAGACUAGCCUUACGACAUACACGAACCAGAAGGCGAGGUGCACCAAUGCAACCGCGGCAACAACGGCGAAGAAGUCCGACUGUGACCCCAAGGCUACCGCUUAUACGGACAAGAGGGAGGAAUGCAACAGAGUCCAGGACACCAUGGACAGCGCAUCGUGCUCCUAUUACACGUCCAUGGAAAGUGCCUGCAGCACUUGUUACAAAACCGCAGAGACCAACUACGAGAAUGGCAAGCCUUUGCUGAAGACACAGCAAGCAGGCUUUGAGCAGGAGUGGAAUGCCAUCAUGAAGAUCCAGUGCCUUCUGAAGACGUUUGCAAUGCAGGACUCGAAGAAGGGGGGCCAGAUAAAGGAAUGCAGUAACACGGAGUAUGAUGGCGACGGGGAGCUCCAGCUGGUCUUUCCUGCCACUCCAGCCCAGGAUUGCAAGUUGCCAACGGACACUGCCGUCAGCCAGAGCUACAGAAGCCUGUACGCGGUCCUCCCCGACACAGCUCCUGCAAAGACCUGCUCAGCCGACUGCUGCUGGGUCUCGACGACGACCACAACCAGCACCACAACCACAACAACCACCACCCAGCCGGCCAGCUGGGUGAAGUGCGCGCGAAUACCCGCUUCUUGGGGGACGGUAAAUCUCAAGAACUGCCCCCAGGGCAAGGGCUACAAGUGGCGACUUAUGAAGAUGAACGGCAGCGUCUGUGCGGAGGCUACAAACUGGGAGUAUCCAAACGACAAUGCAGACAAAUCUCUUGGUUAUUAUUUGGACACCUUCACCAAUGGAGGUUGGAUUUCGCCAAACACGCACGGGACGCAGGGUUGUGGCAUCCAUUCCAGCGCUGCAUGGAAAGGUUCAACGACGUAUCAAGGCUACAACAAUGACGGCUCAGACCUCGACCUUUACUACAUGAAUAGGUGA